GGUCGCGUUCUGGUUUGUCUCGUCGCGUCGCUCGUUUACGGUGUAGUGUACAGAUGGAGGAGGUGUUGGAUCUGAAACUCUGCCUCCUCUCACCCCUGUCACCGACAAACGUGGGACGCUGGAAUUUGUUAUACCCCACCAGAGACUUUUGCACUGCUUUUUAUACACCGUCGCGCCGCGGAGCUGGAAAAUAUGUUUAACUACUGACAGCGAUGAAAUAAACAUUGCACUAUCACCUGCGGUUGAGUAGCUACACACAAAUGUCAUGCACUGUUGAAGAGCCUUGCCUUCUAUGACAUUCAGAUGACUUAAUAACAACCAACAUGAAGCAGACAGGUACUGUUAGCAUGUUUUGCCCGUUAAAGAACUUUUAAACUUGUUGAAGUCAUUGUAAACAUGGAAGAGUCUGACGCUGGGAACGGUACUGGGACGCAUGGCUGUGAACUGGAGCGUUCUGCUGGAGACGGGGGACUGGAUGAGGUGCAGAUGCAUCUCGCCUGCUUACCGGAGCGAUACAUGAGGGCUAAGUUUUCCCUCUCCGCCUACAUAUUUUGCUGGACAGUUGUGAAGUUGUGUCAGAGAUUAAGCCCGUCGGCAGUUCUUCCCCAGGCCCCAGCUUUAGAGGAUUCUGGGAGUGAAGCAGGCUGUCUGGAAGAUGGAGAGUCUCAGCAGGAGGACCAUGGAGAGCAACAUCACCAUCAGGAAUGGUGUGAGCCGGUUCCUGAAGCAGCGCAGGAUAAAAAAGAGGAAUAUUUUGACACAAACUCAUGGCGCAGUGACACUUUCUCUAACCCCAAUCAUGAAACUAAGGAUGGCUGCAGGACGUCGCACAGCUAUGAGACUGGCUCUUGCUCUGUGGGUAAUCUGGUCUCACACUCUCCAUUAGUCAAACCCUCUCCUUCAGUCAGAGAGAGAAAUCCCUCAUUAGCAAAAAGCCACCAUGCUGUUUUUGACAGUCACAGUCGGACCACUGAGCAAUUGCAAACACAGACUGGAAAUACGGAGAUGAUACACAUGUGGGUUGAUGGUACUGGAAUUUCUGAUGCUAAAGGUGGUUCAGAUUGUGGGGAGGUUAUCAGCAAUUCUCCAGCAGGACCUGGACUUGAUUCUUCUUCAAGGAAUGGCCUAUCCUAUGUAGUAACAUCCCUAGUGGAAUUAAAGGACACUGUAGAACCACAAACACUCUGUGAGUCAAGUGCUAAAGACUCAUUAUUCACCUUAACAGACAGUGAUGGAGCCAAGUCUCAAUUUACUGACACCUUUGAUGAAAAAUUCAAAUUAGAACAAAUCAACAACAAUAUCAUGGACACUCAAUCAGGAUACAGCGAGCCACACAUACAGUUCACAAGUGAGAAAGAGUUACGGCAAAAUGAUAUUGACACUAGUAACACUGAAAUAGAGAUAAUUGGAUCCGUUGUGAAAAGUACAGAUGCUGAACAUAAUAAAUCAAACACUCAACAUGAUGAGCUGAAUGUUGAUGACAAUGAGAUCAGUUUAUCUGUCUCACGGCAUCUUUCUAAAUAUGAGUCUGUAUCAGUUGAGGAGCCUAUUGAACAGAAAGUUGUGGAGUCAACAGGACACAGCCAAUCACACAAUUCAAUAGAACACACCAAUUCACAGGACUCUACAGAAAACAUCCAAUCACAAGCUUCCAUAAAAUGCAGCCAAUCACAGAAUUCAGUAGAACACAGGCAAUCACAGGACUUAACAGCGCACAGUCAGUUACAGGAUUUUGUCGAAUGCAGCCAAACACAGGAAUCUGUAGAAUGCAGCCAAACACAGGUCUCAGCUGAAUACAGCCAAUCACAGGACCCAGUAGAAUGCUCAGAAUCACAGGAUUUAAUAUAUCACAACCAAUCACAGUACUCAGUAGAAUACUCCCAAACACAGGAUUCAAUAGAACACACCAAUUCACAGGACUCGACAGAACACAUCCAAUCACAAGCUUCCAUAAAAUGCAGUCAAUCACAGAAUUCAGUAGAACACAGGCAAUCACAGGACUUAACAGAACACAGUCAGUCACAGGAUUCUGUCGAAUGCAGCCAAUCACAGGACCCAGUAGAAUGCUCAGAAUCACAGGAUUCAAUAGAACACAAGGACUCAGUAGAACACAGUCAGUCACACACUUCAUCAGAACACAGCCAAUCACAUGAUUCUGUUCAGCACAGGAAGUCAAUGGAUUCUGUAGAAUGUAGCCAAUCACAGGAUUCGAUAGAACACAGCCAAUCAAAUGACUCAGUAGAAUACAGUCACACUUCAUCAGAACACAGGCAAUCACAGGACUCAGUAGAACGCUCCCAAUCACAGGAUUCAAUAGAACACAGCCAAUCACAAGAAUCAGUAGAGCACAGUCUUUCGCACACUUUAUCAGAACACAGCCAAUCACAUGAUUCAAUAGAACACAGCCAAUCACAGGAAUCAGUAGAGCACAGUCUGUCACACACUUCAUCAGAACACAGCCAAUCACAUGAUUCUGUUCAACACAGGAAAUCACUGGAUUCUGUAGAAUGUAGCCUAUCACAGGAUUCGAUAGAACACAGCCAAUCGCAUGACUCAGUAGAAAACAGUCACACUUCAUCAGAACACAGGCAAUCACAGGACUCAGUAGAGCACAGUCUGUCACACACAUCAUCAGAACACAGCCAAUCACUGGAUUCUGUUCAACACAGGAAGUCACUGGAUUCUGUAGAAUGCAGCCAAUCACAGGAUUCGAUAGAACACAGCCAAUCACAUGACUCAGUAGAACACAGUCACACUUCAUCAGAACACAGGCAAUCACAGGAAUCAGUAGAGCACAGUCUGUCACACACUUCAUCAGAACACAGCCAAUCACUGGAUUCUGUUCAACACAGGAAAUCACUGGAUUCUGUAGAAUGUAGUCAAUCACAGGAUUCGAUAGAACACAGCCAAUCACAUGACUUAGAAUACAGUCAUACUUCAUCAGAACACAGGCAAUCACAGGACUCAGUAGAAUGCUCCCAAUCACAGGAUUCAAUAGAACGCAGCCAAUCACAGGAAUCAGUAGAGCACAGUCUGUCACACACUUCAUCAGAACACAGCCAAUCACAUGAUUCUGUUCAGCACAGGAAAUCACUGGAUUCUGUAGAAUGCAGCCAAUCACAGGAUUCGAUAGAACACAGCCAAUCACAUGACUCAGUAGAACACAGUCACACUUCAUCAGAACACAGGCAAUCACAGGACUCAGUAGAAUGCUCCCAAUCACAGGAUUCAAUAGAACGCAGCCAAUCACAGGAAUCAGUAAAACAAAGUCACACUUCAUCAGAACACAGCCAAUCACAGGAUUCUGUACAGCACAGGAAAUCACAGGAUUCAGAACACAAUCAAUCACAGAACCCCAUGGAGAAUAGCCAAUCCAAUACUUCACUGGAACACAGCCAACUACAGUUUUCAGUGGAAGACAGACUAUCACAGGUUGAUCUCAGUAAGGCUGGUUUUAUUUCAAACACAGUGGCUUAUGAAAGGGGACAAUUAAAACAGGACUGCAUGGACAUUUGGAUGGACUGUGAAGUCAAUCAAUCAUUGAAAACAUCUGGAAGGCAUUCAUCAAAGGACACUGACAAAGAACUUGAUUUAAACUUUGAAAAGAAUGAAAGUCUAAAUUUCAAAAAGAAGGACUUGACUGACACUCCCGUUGUUUCGGAAAAUGAGUGUUUUGGAGCUGAGGGAGCUUUCUCAAAUGUGCCUAAUGCAACUUCUGCUGAAGCGUCAAAUUCACUGCAUCAGCAUCUGAUCAAUGACUGGACAUCAGAACAGUCAGAUCUGCAGGCCAUAACUCAUUGCAUUCACCAAAAUUGCCCAGUAAUGCACAGUGAAAAAGAAGAUUACUCAGUUAGUAGAUAUAUGGACAGUUAUUGUGUGCAGGACAGUGGGAAAACAUAUUCGGAGGACCAUGAGCCUGAGGCAGAUUUCUACAAAACCCAUCAGUGCCCUAAUAGUAAAAUUAAUUUUCUCAAACUGGGUGAAUUCACUGAAACACAAGUUUGUGUUAGCGCUAAAGAUGGUGAAAUUUUACAACGAACACAGGAGGAUCGCAACAUGCAUCACAAUAUUAAAGGGUACCAGAAAGAAUGUACAAUAGUUCCCUCUAUUGAACAAUCAGUAAUUUACUCUGACAGUUUGGGAUGCAUAGAAUACUCUAGGCCCAAGUCGUUGAGUGUUGCGUGUCCUGACACGAAGGCAGCUGAGGCUGAUGGGUGUCCUGUAGACAGUCCUGUCGAAUCUUUGGCUAGUCUGUUUGAGAAAUCUCCAGUCAGCCCUACAGAUGUUUGCUUUGAGCUCAGUGAUGGCCUUCAAAUGAACUGUAAACAAUUAGCGCAUUGCGUUAUAGAAUAUACAGAGACCUCCAAACAAUUUCACCGACCCAACACCCUAUCUGACAAACAAACAAGGCAAAAUGAGUCAGUCGUUGAGAUUUUGUCUAGUGAAUGUCCCGAUCCUUUCACUCCUUUUGAUUAUUCUCAGCUGAACAGUAGAAACCAUGAAUACAGCUCUGACACAAAUAAUAACAUUAAAGCCAUUACUUUAGCAGAUUGUGCCUCAAGUGUACAAAUGUCUUUGCCUAGUUCUUUGCAAAAAUACAGCAGAUCUAGUAAUAAUGCUGGAUGUUUAGUCUCAAAGGGCGGUGAUUGCAAAGAUAGUGAAUCUUUUAGUACCCCGGCUGGUCGGGCUUCCUCCUUCAAAGCACCUGAAAUGAAUAUUGUUAUGUACAGCAAAGAUAAUGUUAAGAAACCUUCAGAAUUCAAAGAUGUUACACAGAAGCAGCUCUGUGAUUGCCAUAAUGGGAAGGAGUGCCAGCUGCACUCAUCUUCAGUGGAGGGAGAGCAGGCAGCGGGAGGAUUUCAGUUCAAGGGCACGGACGGCAUCAGUCAGAGCAGUACUGGAGUUUUGCAAACCUUGAGUCCCCCAAACACAGAUGGUGAGGUUAAUUCAGACUCUACAAAUUGUGAAUUUUCACAUACUGUCCAUUUGCUUGCAAACAAACAUCCAGAGCUUGCCCGAGAGGAAAGCAAAUUACCAUUGAGUGGCUCUCUCAAGGUCGAUGAUACUCAUGCAUUAGAAAACACGGAGAGAAGACUCGAAACAUCCACAACAAACUCUCCUGAAAUCCCUGAUUCAUUAUGUGAAAAGUCUGAUCCUCUUUUUAAGCAGUCUUUGCAACUGCACAACCCUAAGAUCGAAGGCGCGUUUGUUACAUGUUGUCGAAUUUUACCCAUCACUAAUUUAGAAGCUAUUUUGGAGUCGGACCGUUCACUGGAGAGCCUGUUUGUGUUGGAGAAUGGACUGGAGGAGGAACAGAAAGGAAGUCCAAUAUCAGAAGGUGUACUUAAUGAGAAAUGGAGCUCUUUUGAUGGCGUUACAAACCGCCCACAUGACAACAUUUCUGCCAUGCGCACAAAAUCCAAUGUAGCCGUUGUCAUGAAUGAACCAGACGCUGGAGAAACAAUGAGCUCUUUAUCAAAUGAGUUUGAUAGCAGUGAUGGCCAUAGUGUUUCCAGUUCUGUGUCACAAGACCUUGACUUCAGUACUAACAGUGAGGAGACGGAGGACAGCACUCAGUCAUCGUCUAGUCUUCGUGGUUCUGCGAGGAAUAAGAGAACUCAAUCAGGGAAGGGCUCUAUGUUUUCAGUUUUUUCUCGAAUGCCCUCAUUCCGCAAGAACAAACGAGAACACAAAGGCAAUAACAAGGUUGAUCCGGAAGUUAAGGACUCCAAUGUGGAUGGAGAUGAACGGGACGAAGUAAAGUGCAGUAGGUCACUCACACGUAACAGUUCCCCAACUUCGCUGUACAAGACCCAUAUUUCACAAAGUACAGAUCAUCUCACAGACAUUACAAAGUUUUCUGACCACUCCAAUGAUGACAUUUUUGAAAAGGCUUUUGCUUUUAACUUGCAGUGUAGAGAGAAAUAUACACAAUCCCAAAAUUUGAAUCACAAAGAUGGAGAUGCACAGAAUUUUAAAGCUUCCCCAAGGACAGAGGGAUUGCAACAAAAAAGAAGCAAGAGUACCGAUAACUUGAACUUACGCCUGAAGCUCGCAAUGGCUCACAAGUCUCUGUCUAGCCUGUUUGAGUCCAGAUAUCCUGAGAGGGACAACCAGGAACAGAUCUUGCAGUCUGAAAAUGAGGAGGGGAAAACCAAGCAGUCCUGGAGGAAGAUGAAACAUUUUAAGGAAGCAGAACUUUACAAAAGAACUCUAUCGCUUCCUGGGACGGUCUGUGACAAGUCCACACAUCAGAGCCAUAUUGAUUGUGCCUUCUGUGCUCCUCAGAACAGAUCCAGACUUAACAGCUCACCAGCUUCCCAAAAGAGUUUAAGGAGCACUUGCCAUUUUGACCCACAGAGUUUGGAAUCUGCACCUCAGGAACAGGCUGAAGACAGUACGUGUCUGGAAGGAGGUGAGCUACCUUAUGCCACUUCCUCAGAUUCUGAUCAGGCCUCAGUAGAUGGCUUUGAGUCCAAUGUAGAGGAUAGGUCGCAGUCACCUGUAAAUCCCAAUGUUCUUGCACUCGCAACCCAGAUGUCACCCAUCUGGACCAGGUCUCUCAGCUGUUUCGAGAACACUGAUAGUCCGACAAGGCCCAUGAGCCCCAAACCUUCCAGUCCUGUUCUGGGCUGGACACACCGGAGGAGCUUCCGUUACCCCUCGAGAUCCGUUGCGUCCUCUCUCUGCUCGCUCGGUCAGGGAGUGAGCACUGACGGCCUCUCCGAUCCACCUCAGAGGCCGAGGUCUCUGAAACCAAGGACAGCGCAACUCACUACAACCCAGUCUUUUGAUUCUGAAUACUUACUAGAGGACAGCAGUUCAGACAGCCAUUCUCAGAAUAGCCUGAAUUCAGCAUCCCUGAUAAACAAACCAGAGCAUGUACAGCAGACUACUGAUCCAGCCAUCCAGUCAGCAGAGAGAAGACAACAAGGAAAUGCAUGUGUGCUUCGGGUGAAGUCCAGAGAGCAGGGUACAGCUGCACCCAGACCCAUCUCAGACCUCUACGGUUGGACCAUGUCUCUUCAGGGCAUCAGAGAGGUAGCGCUUGACCUGGAAAGGAAGAACAAUUCGACCGCAGCACAUCUACGCUCAUGCUCAUUUGAAACGUUGACUGACGUGGAGAACACCCAUAAAAAGAAGCUAAGCAUUCAGCGAAGUUUGCGCCAGCUUAGCACCCCAACAUCUGAGAAGCACAAGAAAUUGCACGCUAGACUUUCUCUCACUUCUCCGGAGCAAUUCCCCUCUCUUCCCCUCAAAGACCACUUCUUCUCCCAGAGCACACCUGUUGGACUGGACUUUUUGGGCUGGCCGCAUUAUGCGUUUAUUUCAGAAUCAAAUCUCGGCACACCAGCACAAGAGGCACAUGGACAGAUUGCUCCUCUAGCGUUGGUGAUAAACGAUGGAUCGCAGGAUAAGUCUGGCCUUGCGGAUGAGGUGGGGAGUGAAGAUGACCUGUACAAUGAGUUUCGCAGCUCCUCCAACCGAUUUGGACACCCAGGAGGAGGAGGAGAGCAGCUGGCCAUAAAUGAGCUGAUCAGUGAUGGCAGCGUGUGUGCGGAGGCUCUAUGGGACCAUGUCACUAUGGACGACCAGGAGCUGGGCUUCAAAGCUGGAGACGUCAUCGAAGUAGUGGACGCCACAAACAAGGAGUGGUGGUGGGGCCGGGUGUUGGACAGCGAGGGCUGGUUCCCUGCCAGCUUUGUUCGGUUACGGGUGAACCAAGAUGAGCCCAUGGAGGAAUACUUAGCCCAUCUAGACGGGGCCUCGGAGGGGGGUGGAGCCAGCAUGGGGGGCCCUUUAGGGCCCGGCCUGCCCUGCAAGGAGCAGAUGAGAGCCAACGUCAUCAAUGAGAUCAUGAGCACAGAGAGGGAUUAUAUCAAACACCUGAAAGACAUCUGUGAGGGCUAUAUAAAACAGUGCCGAAAGAGGACAGACAUGUUUACCGAGGAGCAACUGCGCACUAUCUUUGGCAACAUCGAUGAGCUCUACCGCUUCCAGAAGAAAUUCGUCAAAGCCUUGGAGAAAAAAUUUAACAAAGACCAUCCUCACCUCAGCGAGAUUGGCUCCUGCUUCUUAGAACAGCAAACAAACUUCCAGAUCUACUCGGAGUAUUGCAACAACCACCCCAAUGCCUGCGUUCAGCUCUCCAAACUGAUGAAGAUCAAGAAGUAUGUGUUCUUCUUUGAGGCCUGUCGCUUGCUCCAGAAGAUGAUUGAUAUUUCAUUGGAUGGAUUCCUGCUUACUCCUGUUCAGAAGAUCUGCAAGUACCCUCUUCAGCUGGCUGAACUGCUGAAGUACACCAACCCACAGCACAGAGAUUAUAAGGAUGUGGAAGCUGCCUUAAACGCAAUGAAGAAUGUGGCCAGACUGAUCAAUGAGAGGAAGAGGCGUCUGGAGAAUAUUGACAAAAUCGCCCAGUGGCAGAGCUCUAUUGAGGACUGGGAGGGUGAAGACAUCUUGAGCAGGAGCUCUGAUCUGAUUUUCUCAGGAGACCUGACCAAGAUCUCCCAGCCACAGGCCAAAGGCCAGCAGCGAAUGUUCUUCCUCUUUGACCACCAAUUGGUUUUCUGUAAGAAGGAUCUGCUUCGGAGAGACAUCCUGUACUACAAGGGUCGGUUAGACAUGGAUCAGAUGCAAGUGGUGGAUGUAGAGGAUGGGAAGGAGAAGGACUUUAACGUGAGUGUGAAGAAUGCCUUGAAAUUGUGUUCUCCCGGAGGAGAGGAGGUCCACCUCCUGUGUGCCAAGAAACCCGAGCAGAAGCAGCGCUGGCUGCGAGCCUUUGCAGAUGAACGGGAACAGGUCCAGCACGACCUCGAAACAGGUUUUACGAUCACAGAGGUCCAGAAGAAGCAGGCCAUGUUGAAUGCAUCUAAAAGUCACCCAACAGGGAAGCCCAAAGCUGUGACCAGGCCCUACUAUGACUUCCUGCUGCGUCAGAAGCACCCCACGCUCCCCACCUCCCUGCCCCAGCAGCAGGUCAUCAUGUUGGCCGAACCCAAACGCAAGACCUCCAAUUUCUGGCACAACAUCGGACGCUUGACACCGUUCAAAAAAUGAGGGACAUUCGCGGUUGUGCCUGAACUUGUGUUUUUAUCCCAGUGUAACAUUUUUAUUUGUAUUGUCCAAUUGCGAAAGCACUUUAUGGGUUUGUUACAAUCACAGCAUCACUCCCGGACGUUGCCGAACAUCGCGGGAGGGGGGGCGUUCCUGCUACGUUGUCCGGCUACUACUGCUCAACCGCUCCACUUCCCGACUAACACGACUACUGCUGCAAGUUAUCGUACGGACACGCUUCAUCAAAAGAGCCCCGCUUGAAGAGAGGACUUCUUUAUAUGUCGGUUAAUUUAUUUUCAAGUUUUCAAUGUAUGCCAGCUAUCCACAGUGCCCAACUACUAGCUUUUGUAUGUAAUUUGAUACUUUUUUGUGCAACCCAUGAUAAAGUUUCAAGUUUCAGGGGGUCCCGCACAAGACGAAAGUAGACCGUGUCGAGAUUUAUUACUGUAUUAACUUCCUCAAGGCUGUCACCCGAAGUCCGUCGAUAUCAUGCCAGUCUGUGUAUGCAACUAUCUCCGAACUUUCUCCUCAUGAAGCUUUUCGACGAAGUCCCAUCGGUACUCACCGUUUCAGAUGAGUGUUUCAUGUACGUGCUCGAUUUAAUUCUGCUGCCUAAAUAAUGACUCCUAUCUGUAACGAACUUCUCUCUGAAGUGCCAUUCCAAACGUAACCCGGAUGUUAUGAUGGGGGGUUGCAUGAAUUUGCUGUGAAACUCGACAUUUUCGACCCAAAUAAAAUUCUCAAUAUUCUGUCAUUCUGAUAGAUAAUGGUACUAUAAAAUGAAAGAGUAUCUUCGACAGUUGUCAAAUAUGUAUAUGAUUAUCUUUGACCACAAAACCAAGUAUGUUAAUAAAAAGCAUUUGUAAGUGUUAUGAAUCUGA
This is a messenger RNA of Pimephales promelas (fathead minnow), 9938 nucleotides long. RefSeq names its product Rho guanine nucleotide exchange factor 4 (gene arhgef4). NCBI's taxonomy places the organism in Eukaryota, Metazoa, Chordata, Actinopteri, Cypriniformes, Leuciscidae. Gene Ontology annotation, biological process: intracellular signal transduction. The record is from RefSeq and is a predicted model, not a curated record. Gene Ontology annotation, molecular function: guanyl-nucleotide exchange factor activity; protein binding.